UUCAGUUUAAUUUGUGAAAAUGGUUAAAGUUCUCUUGAGUUUAAUAUUGGUGGUGUUUGUUAUUGCGCCUCUUAAGGCUCAAUGGGAUCCACAUUAUCAAACAAAUAGAAAUGCAAUGGUGCAUUUAUUUGAAUGGAAGUGGAGAGAUAUUGCAAAUGAAUGCGAGACAUUCUUAGGACCGAAUGGAUUUGGAGGUGUCCAAGUCUCACCUCCCACUGAAAAUACAGUAAUAACCCUUGAGUGGCUCAGUACAAAACGUCCUUGGUGGGAACGAUAUCAGCCAGUAAGUUAUAAACUAGAAACACGUUCUGGAAAUGAGGCUGCAUUUGCUGACAUGUGUCGCCGCUGUAAUGCUGUUGGUGUCCGAAUUUAUGUAGAUCUGCUUUUAAACCACAUGAGUGCAACAACUGGAGUUGGAACUGGUGGAAGUAUUGGAAAUGCAUCAACAACUUAUCUUAACUUCCCAGCAGUUCCUUACACAACAGCAGAUUUUAAUCCAUAUUGCAGUCUUGAUUGGAACUCUCAAACAAGCAUCCGAGAAUGUUGGCUCGUUGGAUUACCCGACAUGAAUCAGAAAAGACAAAACGUUAGAGAUGCUCAAGUAAAUUUGAUGAAUCAUCUUAUUAAUCUUGGUGUUGCAGGUUUUCGCAUUGAUGCUUCGAAACACAUGUGGCCUGAAGAUUUAGAGCAUAUUUACGGUAGACUACAUAACUUGAACACAGCUCAGGGCUUUGCAUCAAACAGUAAGCCAUUUAUUUUCCAAGAAGUUAUCGUUGGAGAUGGAAUUGAGAUGAGUCAUUAUACUCAUCUUGGUGCUGUAACAGUUUUCGAAGCUUCUAGAAUUCUCGGACAAGUUCUUCGUGGACAUGCUGACAUUUAUGAUUUAGUUUGGUUCCGUGAUAGAUUCGGUAUUCAAUCAAAAGAAGCUCUUAUUUUUGUUGAUAAUCAUGACAACCAAAGAGAUGGAGGACUUCCACUUACAAAUCAUCGUGAGCCACGUAUUUACAAACUUGCAACAGCUUAUAAUUUAGCACAAGAUUAUGGACAUCCACGUCUCAUGAGUUCAUAUUAUUUUGAUCAAAGAGAUCAAGGUCCACCACAAGACAGUUCACAAAACAUUCUUACACCCACAUUUGAUGCUAAUGGUCAGUGUAACAAUGGAUGGGUUUGUGAGCAUCGAUGGCCAGCAAUUAGAAAUAUGGUUCAAUUCAGUGUUACUGUUAAAGGAACAACCGCUCAUAAUUGGUGGACUGGCUGGAAUGAAAUUGCAUUUAGUCGAGGAAAUCGUGGAUUUAUUGUCAUAAAUGCUAAAGAUAAUGGAGAUACAACAAAUACUCGAUUGUAUACAGCACUAUCAGCUGGUAUUUAUUGUGAUAUGGCAACAGGAACUAAGGUCAAUAAUCAAUGCACAGGAAAGACAGUGACAGUAGAAGGAGAUGGAUAUGCAAACAUUACUAUUCCAGGAGCUAAUAGCGGAGAGGAGACUUUCCUUGCUAUACACAUCGAUGCGAAAUUGUAAAUUUGAGAUUAAAAACAAUAAAAAAGAAUUUUUAUAAAAUUUCA
Messenger RNA from Chironomus riparius, 1563 nucleotides. The record is from the annotation of a GenBank genome assembly. NCBI's taxonomy places the organism in Eukaryota, Metazoa, Arthropoda, Insecta, Diptera, Chironomidae.